AUGCAUGAAAAUUAUAAAUUGUCGGUUGUAUCCGGUGGAAAACCGCUGCUUCCGAGAAUUGGAAACAGGUCUAGUACAAUUAAGACGGUGAAUACUUUGAUGCGGGAUCAGGAGAACUAUGUUGUAUCUUUUAAUAACCAGUUGAAAAUAUAUUCUAUCGAAACAAGGCAGUGCGUUAAGACGUUGAAGUUUUCUAACAAUCACGUUUUAAACAAGAUCUUUGGAAAGGAUGAUGCAGCGAUAGUUAUCCAUAUCUCCUUGAAUGAUGGAUCUACUACGAAAGGAGAAGAAUCCAAGGCAAGCGAUGAGAUAAGGUUGGUUUCUGACAGGGGAGAUCUUGUUUUGCUGAAAUAUAGAGGGAAAUUGUUAGAAGAUCCGACGCAUUCUGUGCUAGCUAUACCAGAUGGAGAGACGAUUUUUAAGGUGUUUGAGGAUGAGCGUGGAACCAUGAGUAAACUGUUCACCAUUGUAGAAGACUCAUCAUCUACUUAUACAUACAAGUUGCACGCAUGUAAAGAUGGAGCAUUGAUACAUCUGAAGACCUAUGAGAAUGUGCUACUUUCUACGUGGUCAAGAAAUGACCAAUUUUUUGCAUUACUUGUAAAAGGAGAAGAUUCAAGACGGUAUCUCAUCGUGGAGUCUUUGGUGGACGAAGAAUACAAAAAAUAUUUUCCAUUACCUGUAACACAUGCAUCUGCUUCAGCUAACGCAAACUAUGUUACCAGUAUGGCUCUGGAUAGUGUCGGUAAGCAGCUUGCUUUGGGGUUUGCUUCUGGUGUCAUCACGCUGAUCAGCACAGACGAUUAUUCCUUUAGAUUAUUGAAAUGGCACAUAGAUGCUGUUCUUUCUAUGGCAUUUAAUAUUGAUAGUACAUAUUUACUUUCUGGUGGCUGGGAAAAAGUGGUGAGCUUUUGGCAAUUGUCAACUAAUCUGCAACAAUUUCUACCUAGACUGAAUGGUGUCGUUGUCGAUUGUAAUACGGUGGGCGACAAGUAUUUCUCAUUAGCACUACAGAUGACGGAAAAUACUUCGAAUACCGAUUACCAACUUUUGCUGCUAAACUUUACUGACCUAACUACUAGAUUGGCUAUUAAUGGUCCGUUGGCAGUGUUUCAAUCAGCUGUGAAGGAUGCUAUGCAACCUUUAUCUGCAGUAAAUACUAAGACAUCUACUUCAGCACCCAAGAUGCACCUUUCUAAGAAGAAACAUGCUAGGAAGUUAAUAAAGGGGAAAAGACAAGAUUUUACCACGGUCUUGCAAAUUCAUCCCCAAACUAAGCAACUCUAUUUCCCGCAUAAAUCUGCUGUCCAAAUCUAUGAUUUUUAUAAGAAUGAGCAGAUUUCGUACCAGUAUAUUGCUUCAGGUAUCAAUAACGCCAUGGGAAAAGUUAGAGGAGAAUUAAAUUUGCAAGAUCCAGAAGUAUACCAGUUACAUUUUACUAAGGAUGGUAAAUGGAUGAUUACUUAUGAAGUAGAAAAACCACCAGAGGGGCUCCUCUCUUCUAAAGAUUUAACACAUAUUUUGAAGUUUUGGAACUUGGACGACAAAAAUGGGUGGCAAUUAAAAACCAAAGUGCUGAAUCCUCAUGGUACAGCUGUACCAAUUGCAGCUAUUUUGGUAGCGCCACAAUCCACCAACGGGUCUCAAAGCUGUCUAACAGCUUCCAACAAUGGUGAUCUCAAGUGCUGGUCUUUUGACACCAAGGAAAAUAAUUGGUGUUUGAUCAAAAUUUCUCCUCCAAAAUUCAACCAUUUUAGCAACAACGUUUCGUUAGCUUGGUCGCGUGACGGAUCCUUAAUCUUCCAUGCUUUCGACGACAGGAUUUCAAUUGUUGUAUUUACUACGUUUAAAAUAUUUGAAUCCGAAAGUAAGAGUUCGAGCACUAUUUCCUUGGACUCGGCUAUUCAAUGCAUGAAGUUGGUCGAUGACACAAUGUUAAUAAUAGCAACAAAGACAUCAUUGAACUUCUGGAGUUUACUGUCUGGGAGUCUUGUUAACUGCUUUGACAUCUAUCCUUUUGUUCAAGGAAUGUACAAACCAGGUCAUAUGUCAAGAUUGUUGUCUUGUGAUGAGGACAAUAACAAAAUUGCAUUUGUGAUAAACGAACAACAGAAGGACAAAAGUGGACAAUGGACGACAAAGUACAAAUCUCGUGUUUUGAUGUUCAGCCUUGACUCAUCCGAAAGACUCGGAUCUUUUGAACAUGAUGAGUAUAUCUCUUCCAUAGCCUGGAAUCACGAUACUGACUUUAUCUUUAUAGACACACAAUGCAGGCUUGGAGUAGUCAGCACUACCACGACUUCUGAAAUGCUAAGUGAAAUUAAUGGUGUCGGUGCAUUGGAACUCUUUGUCACUGAUGAAAACGAUUUUGAAAGACAGCUGAAAGAUCUGUCAAAACAAAAUGAAAAUAAAAUUAUAUUGGAUGAAACUGUUGACGACAUUAAUUUGGAAAUUAUUAACGGCCAAAAGGAAGAAAAGUUGAUUAAUAUGAAUAGCUUCACAAGCAUGUUUGAAAAUAUCGAUAAUAUUCAACUAGGCACGUUAUUUGAUCGCGUUAUGAAGGUUAUCUCAUAG
Molecule: messenger RNA, 2574 nt
Organism: Eremothecium cymbalariae DBVPG#7215
Lineage: Eukaryota; Fungi; Ascomycota; Saccharomycetes; Saccharomycetales; Saccharomycetaceae
Gene: NAN1
Product: Nan1p
Exons: 1
Coding region: 1-2574 (857 amino acids)
Biological process (GO): positive regulation of rRNA processing; positive regulation of transcription by RNA polymerase I
Cellular component (GO): nucleolus
Molecular function (GO): protein binding; RNA binding
Source: RefSeq, a predicted model, not a curated record